Molecule: messenger RNA, 3177 nt
Organism: Penicillium nucicola
Lineage: Eukaryota; Fungi; Ascomycota; Eurotiomycetes; Eurotiales; Aspergillaceae
Gene: nic96
Product: linker nucleoporin NIC96
Exons: 5
Coding region: 1-3177 (1058 amino acids)
Biological process (GO): poly(A)+ mRNA export from nucleus; protein import into nucleus
Cellular component (GO): nuclear pore
Molecular function (GO): structural constituent of nuclear pore
Source: RefSeq, a predicted model, not a curated record
AUGGCCUCCAGUGGCAGCUCGUUGUUCGGAGGGGGUGGUGGCCUUGGAGCCGCAACAUCACAGCCAAACAGUCUUUUCUCCGGCAAUAAGCCUGCAGCAAGUCCAUUUUCAGGGCUAGGUUCGACAUCUACCCAAAGCGCACAGCCGCAGUCUUUGUUCGGGGGCCAAUCCCAGACCCAGCAACAACCCACUCAGUCUUCGUUUAUGGGGCAGACCCAGCAACCUGCUCAAUCCUCUCUCCUGGGACAAACUCAACAACCUAGUACUACGCAAACUCAAGGACAGCCACUUGCGUCCACGCAGCCGGCCUUCUUCAACAGUCUUUUGGAGCGUGGCAAGAAGCGACCAUUGUCAUCAUUUGGCCAAAAUAACAACUUCGAAGACGUGCCUAGUCUUCAGUUGGGUCUUGACGACAUCCGCCGAAAGGCCCGCGAGCUAGGAUCAACGGGGCAAAAGGAUGCUCCAACUGGCGCUAAUAGCAAGGCCCAUUAUCUUCUUGCAGCUUCCGGUAUCUCCCCUGGUCGAGCAUUGCGCGACCUCAAAUCUCUUGAUCCCCAGGCAUCUCUCGCGAGCCCAGGGAAAGAACCGGAUAACUUUGAUCCAGACAACCAAAGAUUUUUGCGGAAUAUCCAGCAACGCGGUCGUCAGGUUAUGAUCAACGAAAGCCUUGCGAGGGCCCAUAGGGACUUUGAUUCGUUUUUGGAAGAGAAACUCGACAUGGACUGGGAGGAGCAGCGUCAUAAUAUCUUCCAUCAUUUCGGACUCGGCUCGAACGAUGAAUCUGGGGAAUUUAAAUCCACCACAAGGGGCGCAUUUGGUCGUACGGCAAGACAGUCUAAACAACCUGGUGGCCCAGGUAAUGGACCCUCGGCCGCAUCUCGUCGAAGCGUAUUCGGGCGCUCCGGUCUUGAAAAGUCGGUCAUUGGGACACCUGGGGCCGGACUGGCAAGUCGUCAAAUAUUUGAAGACCAGAGCGAGCGAAGUGAAGGUAGUCUACACCAGUCACCCGAUCUCAGAUUUCAUCGCGAGAAGAUGGGACAGUAUGCCGAGAAGGUUCAGCAACUCAACCUUGCGAGACUACAAAAGAAGUGCUAUCCAAUUCUUGAUGAGUUUGCGACAGUUGAGAUGCGCACCGGCGGUGAUAUUCCUCCACAACUUUUCGCUGCAUACCAGGCCUUGAUAGGAAUCGUCCAUGAGAAGCCAAAUAUUGUCAGCCCAUCGGAGCCAGGAGCGGUCAAAGAAAGACAGUAUGCUGACGACUAUCUUGAUGAAUCGCCCAAGUCCCGCAAAGCCAUCAAUCUCAAGAAGCAAAUUCUUGAAGGUUCAAGGACCUUCCUUGAAAAAACUUUCUUUGACGAAGUGGAAAUUGCCAUCGCCAAAAAUCCUCGGGAGGCACAACUGGGCGGAAUCCCGACUGUGAUCAACAAAAUCCGUGCUUUCAUUCGACUUCGAGCUGCAAGAAAGGAUCUCGCUCCGGAUGGAACCGAACUGCAGAUGGUGAACCAAGACUACUGCUGGAUUCUAAUCUUUUACCUUCUGCGGUGCGGGUUUAUUACUGAAGCGGCUGAAUACGUGAGCCAGGACAGCGGUUUCCGCUCUUUGGAUCACAAAUUUGUGACCUACAUGACAACCUAUGCACAAAACAGACGACUUCCCCGGGAACUGCAGACUAAAAUCAAUGGCGAGUUCCAACAGCGCUCACGGAAUGCACCCGAAAACACUGUUGACCCUUACCGAAUGGCAUGCUACAAGAUUAUUGGCCGUUGCGAUAUCUCGCGCCGUCGUCUGGACGGUGUCAAUCAGAGUGUGGAGGACUGGAUGUGGCUACAGUUUAGCCUUGCUAGAGAAGAUGAUCGUGCCGAAGAGGUUGCAAGCGACGUUUUCGGCUUGGAAGACAUACAGGCUGACAUCCAAGAAAUCGGUCAGCGAGUCUUCACCAAGGGUCAGGAAGGACCUGGUGGCUAUGGAACUUACUUCCUCCUCCAGAUUUUGGGAGGAAUGUUCGAACAAGCCGUGCAUUACCUCGGGACUUAUGCACCGGUUACGGCUGUCCAUUUUGCCGUUGCCCUGUCUUACUAUGGUCUUUUGCGGGUAUCCGACUUUUACACCUCUGGCGAAGAAAUCUUAACCUUUACGGUGAAACAAUAUCCUCAAAUCAAUUUCGGAUAUCUCUUGACUCAAUACACACGAGAGUUCCGCACUGGAUUUGUUGAAGCAGCAAUCGAUUACUUCACCCUGAUCUGUUUCAAUGCAGACCUCCCAGGUGCCCUUGGCAAGUCGCAGGCAUCAGUAUGCCACGAAGCCUUGCGCGAGUUCAUCUUAGAAACUAGAGACUUUGCCAGAUUACUCGGUGAUAUUCGUGCUGACGGUACCCGGCUCAAGGGAGCAAUCGAGCAACGUCUCGAUUUAAUCAAGAUCGACGAUCAACAAGAAUUCUUGAAGACCAUCACAAUUCAAGCUGCCGCCGUAGCAGACGACAAGGGAUUAAUCACUGAUGCUGUUCUUUUAUACCACCUGGCUGAGAAUUAUGACCGGGUCAUCGACAUCAUAAACCGUGCGAUGUCAGAUGCAAUUGCGGUUGAUUUGGGCACGGUCGUGCCGAGAUUGCAACCCCUGCGCCCCCGUGUUGACCAGGGUGAGCCUGAUUUAAUCGACGCUGGAAGCAGCCUCAGCUUGACCGCUGUGGAUGAUCCCGCCGUGCUUGCCAAGAACAUGAUUAGUCUCUACAACUCCAACAACAUGUACUUUGGAAAGAUCCGACAAGUCAACCGCGAUGCUUGUGGAUUGCUACUGCUCAUGAUUGAGGCAAAGACCCAGGUUGAAGCUGGCCGAUGGGCCCCUGCACUUGAUGCAAUCAACAUUUUGAAUAUUCUUCCUUUACAAGCGCGUGGCGCAGUGCCUGUGAUUCGAGCUGCUGCUCAGUCUUUCGCAUCUUUGCCCCCAAUCAUCUCACGCAACAUCGGGCAUGUCAUCAUGUGGAGUAUUACCUGCAUUGGCCAUGAACGCCAAAAGCAAACCUCCGGGGCCUACGAAAACGAAGUGCGCCAGGGAUUGGCGGACACUCUGCUUGUCAUGGCCAAAGAUCUCAUGGUCUUUUCGGGCAUGGUCAAGUAUAAGCUGCCACCCCGAGUGUAUGAGACUCUGGCUCGUGCUGGAGCGGAGAUCGGAGCAUACUAA